AGGACUGUUUCACAGACCGCAAUAUGGCGAGGAUGGACGGCGGCGGAACCGAGGCGCAGGAGGAGCAUCGGGGUCCGGAGGGGGGUGGGGGCCCGGGGGAGGUGGAGAGGGUCCAGAGCUCCGGGGAUGAGGAGGACUCUGAAUCGGAAGCGGAGGAUUGGUUGUGGGAGUCCGGACCGACAGUUCUGGACUCCGGCGGCUCCGCGCAACGACCACGCGCGGUCGUUAUGCGGAGUGCGAAGCCAGGACCCGCAGAGGGGGAGGCAGAGCCCCCCUGCACAGCACCCCCCGGCGAGGAUGACGAGCUCCGCCGCAGCAGGCUGAGCGAAAACACGCGGCUUGCCACUCGGUACGCGGUCCGGAUCUUCAGGGAGUUCCUGCGCGACACCGCGCAAAGUCCGGACUUUGAAACUCUGGAUAAACACGCGCUGUGCGCGCGGCUGCGCUCCUUCUACGCGGAGGCGCGCUCCAAGAGUGGACAGGUGUACAGCAGGUCUUCCCUGAUCAGCAUCAGAAGCUCCCUGAACCGGUACCUGAACGAGCCGCCCCACAGCCGGACCCUGGACCUCACCAAAGACCCGGAGAUGCGCAGCGCCAACCUGGUCCUGGCCGCGGUCAUCCGCCGGCUGGAGGAGCAGGGCGCGGGCCCGGUGGUGCAGAAACAGGCCAUCACGCGCGCAGACCUGAAGAAACUUUACGAGUCGUCCGUGUUCGACAUCAGAACCGCCUUUGGGCUGCUGAACAAAGUCUGGUUUGAGACCUGCAUGUACUUCUGCACCCGGGGCCGCGAGAACCAGCGGGAGCUGCACGAGGACUCGUUCGGGCUGGCCGUGGACCGGAACGGGAGGAAGUUCGUGUUCUUCAAGGCUCUCGGACCGAACCAGAGAUCCCUGAACCACGGGGCCCGCUGCGCCGCCUGGACCAGGGGACCUCCGGACCCGCAGGAAGACAGCCUGCCGCGCAUGUACGAGACGGGCACAGAACUCUGCCCCUACGCCAGCUUCGUGCGGUUCCGGUCCAAGCGGAACCCGCUGUGCGCGGCGUUCUUCCAGCGUCCGCGGGACCACUGCUCCGCCAGCGACGUCACGUGGUACGAAAACAAAGCCAUCGGGAAGAACCUGCUGGGCAUGCGGAUGCAGAUGCUGUCGCGCGCCGCCAAGCUCUCCAAGACCUACACCAACCACUGCAUCGGAGCCGUUUCCAUAGCAACGCUCAACAGCAUCGUGAGAGCUCGCGGAUCCAGAUGUGCUGCGGAGACUGUCAAAGGUCACGCGGAGUCCACGGUGCCGCGCGCGCGCCGGGUGUCUGCCUCUCUGCUUCUUCAUCCUCUGAGCUCAGCCUCCUCAUCCUCACAGAUGAGAUGCCGCGGAGCGCAGAACGGCGCGAGCCCCGCCGCCAAAAAGGUGCGAGUGCGCACGCGGCCGGGUGAUGUGACACCUGCCACGGACAGUCACGUGACCCACAUGGGCGAACAGGACAACAGUCGGAUCAUAUCCACGUCUCCAAACUCCACCGGCAUCCCAACAGCGGCCCAGCUCACCAAAUCAAACGCACCCGUUCACAUUGAUGUGGGAGGACACAUGUACACCAGCAGCCUGGCCACGCUGACCAGGUACCCCGACUCCAGAAUCGCUCGUCUGUUCAAUGGAACAGAACCCGUGGUGUUGGACAGCUUAAAGCAGCACUACUUCAUCGAUCGGGAUGGGUCCAUGUUCCGCUACAUCCUCAACUUCCUCCGGACAUCCAAACUGCUCGUCCCCGAGGACUUCAGAGAAUACUGUCUGCUGUACGAGGAGUCCGUCUUCUUCCAGCUUGCUCCUCUACAAAAGGAGCUGGAGCACUGGAAGGCGGAGCAGGAGUCCCGGUCCAAGUGUCAGCAGUGCCACUGUGCCUUGGUCCACAUAGCUCCAGGGCUGGGGGAGAAGGUCAGAGUCAGCGCCUGCCGCUCCAUCAUAGAGGAGGUCUUUCCUGAGGUGACCGAUCCUCUGAGUGAUGGCUGGACUCCAGACUCCACACACCUGUCUCGCUUCCCGCUAAGCACACGCUGUCGCCUCAGCUCUGUGCAGGUUCUGGAGCGCUUCCAUCAAGCUGGGUUCAGGAUCUCCGGUUCCAGUGGAGGAGGAGUGGACUCAUCUCAGUUUAGCGAAUACUUCCUUCAUAGGGUCCAAAAACGUCCUCCGGAAUAGUUCUGGACUGAACAGAGGACUCAUCUGGUUCGGAUGAAGCUGCAGGUCAGAGCUGCUCCUGUUACUCUACUUCAGAGUCACAGCAAGCAGAAGUGAAAAGAAGGAGCUGCUCAGCCCAGAUCGAGAACCUGGACUUAUGGGAACACUUCAGAGUGUCAGCAGACAGAGAAUGUGUGUGUGUCACAAGCGUGAAUUCACACAAGAUGUUGUUGUUUUCAGUGAAAACAGUCUGUGAGUCCAAGUUUUGGGUCAGUCAUAUUGUGGCCAGAACUUCCUCACUGGCACAAUUUUAAAUGUUGUGUCGACACAAAAAAAUAAUUGCGAGUUUGCAGUUAGGAAGAACUUAAAUGUUUAAUUAACCAGAACAGAACUUUUCCUUCUGAACCUGAAACAGAAAAACUCAAAGUGUCUUUGGUUCAAAACACCAAAGAAAUGUCCACAAACAGGGAUUGAAAAGGAAAAGUGUGAACAAACAACGUGAGAUGUGAAGAGGAUGUCACACCAU
Molecule: messenger RNA, 2691 nt
Organism: Oryzias melastigma (Indian medaka)
Lineage: Eukaryota; Metazoa; Chordata; Actinopteri; Beloniformes; Adrianichthyidae
Exons: 5
Coding region: 24-2186 (720 amino acids)
Biological process (GO): protein homooligomerization
Molecular function (GO): protein binding
Source: RefSeq, a predicted model, not a curated record